Messenger RNA from Nematolebias whitei (Rio pearlfish), 2822 nucleotides. It is a transcript of the gene hectd3, whose product is annotated as HECT domain containing 3. The coding region runs from base 176 to 2746 and encodes 856 amino acids. Lineage: Eukaryota; Metazoa; Chordata; Actinopteri; Cyprinodontiformes; Rivulidae. The transcript has 20 exons. Gene Ontology annotation, molecular function: ubiquitin-protein transferase activity. The record is from RefSeq and is a predicted model, not a curated record.
GCACUUCCGCGUUGUCGGAACUCCAAACACGAACGGUCCAGUCGGAAGAGUUUCGCCGUUCGUGAGCCGUAGCAUCUCUGCAUCCAGGCAGCAAAACGGAGCUGGUCAGAAGUGUUAUGUCAUCUGACGCCCCCCUGCUGCUGCCGUGCUGUUGACCACAUCCAUUAUAUUUAUCAUGUCUGUUGGGGACAGCCCUCACCUGCUGCUUGGCAGAAUCCGCUUCUUGAAUCGAUGCAUCGAGAGUUUCAGGAGGAGUGAACCGGUACCCGAGAGUUUGUGCUAUGUCCCCAAAGAGGUGUGCUACAAAAUCUGCAAGGACUCAUCAUCCAGCUCCUCUGCUUCUUCCGGAGCCUCCGCGGGGGGCUCCUUGGUUGGUAAAACCCUCCUGUCCGUCUUUGAGAGUCCCCUUCAGAUUCCUCACAACAAGAAGGCGUACAAGUACAACAUCGAACCAAAGAAAGGCACCUGUAUCCGGACCACUGGGGAAGAAUACUGCAACAGCCAGGGCCUUUGGGUCAAAGUGAACAAGGAGCAGCUGGAGGAGCAUCGUCCUGGUCAGGAGUUGGAAGAAGGCUGGAUCCUGGUGUGUAAACACACAGAGGGCGGUGACAGGUUGGUUCCCGUGGAGUCGCCAGAGGCGGUCAGCAGACAGCAGCAGCUCUUCGGCUAUGACCACAAACCCAGCAGCAGGUGGGAGGAGGUGGUGGAUGCGGAAAAUGCACUCUACAUCGGUUCCAAGCCCAAAAUUUCAGAUUGUGACGCCGCCGCUGUCCAAAAGCUGAGGUAUGUCCCUCCCACGUGGACGUAUGAAUGUGACGAGGACCUGGUGCACUACUUUUAUGACCACAUAGGAAGAGAGGACGAGAACCUGGGGAGUGUGAAACAGUGUGUGACCAGCAUCGACGUGUCUUCAUGCUCAGAGGAUCCCAGUGGUGGGACGAGCUGUCUCACAGAUGGGGACACUGAGACAUACUGGGAAAGCGACGGCAUGCAGGGACAGCACUGGAUCCGGCUGCACAUGAGGAUAGGCACUGUAGUCAAUAAGGUGAUUUUGACCGUGGACUCGACGGACGACAACUACAUGCCGAAGAGAAUCACGGUUUAUGGAGGAGAAGGAGACAAUCUGAAGAAGCUGAGUGACAUCACCAUAGACGACAAUCUGAUUGGAGAGGUGUGCGUCCUGGAGGACAUGACGUCUCACCUGCCGGUUAUUGAAAUUAGAAUUGAAGAAUGUAGAGAUGAGGGCAUAGACGUGCGGAUUCGAGGUUUAAAGAUCAAGUCUUCGUGUGAAAGGGACCUGGGUCUGAACGCUGAUGUUUUUCAGUCCUCUAACCUGGUCCGUUACCCCCGGCUGCAGGGCACCCCGCCUGACAUCCUGUACCGCAGAGCCAUCGUCAUCCAGAGGUUCAUCAGUCUCCUGGACAGUGUGCUGCCACACCUGGUACCGGCCUGGGACUACAGCCUGGGAACAUUUAACCAGGUCAAAAGCAUAAAGCAGUUCCUGCUGCUGUCCAAACGCCGCUCCGCCCUCAUCACUCAGUGCCUGAAGGACUCCGAGACCAGCAAGCCAAACUUCAUGCCUCGACUCUACAUCAACAGACGUCUGGCCAUGGAGCACAGAGAUAAUCCGUCUGUGGACGCCAGCUGCAAGAACGCCGUGUUCAGUCAGGUGUAUGAAGGCCUCAAACCAUCCGACAAAUUGGAGAAGACGUUGGAUUAUAGGUGGCCCGCUCGAUACGAUCAGUGGUGGGAGUGUAAGUUCAUCGCUGAGGGAAUCAUCGACCAGGGAGGAGGAUUUCGGGACAGCCUGGCGGACAUGUCGGAGGAGCUUUGCCCCAGCUCGGCCGAGUGCCCCAUGCCUCUGCCGUUCUUCACCCGAACCUCCAACCAGGGCGCCUUAGAGGCCAGAGACUACUACGUCCCCAACCCGUCCUGUAAGGACUUCCACAAGUACGAGUGGAUCGGUCAGCUCAUGGGAGCUGCUCUCAGAGGAAAAGACUUCUUGGUGCUGGCGCUGCCCGGGCUGGUCUGGAAGCAGCUGACCGGAGAGGCCAUCAGCUGGAGCAAAGACUUCCCAGCAGUCGACUCGGUUCUGGUGAACCUGCUGGAGGCCAUGGAGAACAUGGACAAGGAGACCUUCGAGUUCAGGUUCGGGGACGAGCUGGUCUACACGACCCCUCUGAGCGACGGCCAGCUGGUGGAGCUCGUCCCCGGCGGCGGCAACGUGUCCGUUCGAUACGAGGACCGCAAGGAGUUCAUCCGCCUGGUGGAGAAGGCUCGGCUGGAGGAGAGCAGGCAGCAGAUCGCAGCCAUGCAGGCAGGACUGCUGAAGGUGGUUCCUCAGGCCGUUCUGGACCUUCUCACGCUGCAGGAAGUGGAAAAGAAAGUGUGUGGAGACCCGGAGGUCACCGUGGAAGCCCUGAAACGCCUCACGCGCUAUGAAGACCUGGAGCAAGGCGACCAAAGGAUCCAGUACUUAUGGGAGGCGCUGACUAGCUUCACCAACGAGGAUCGCAGCAGGUUUCUGAGGUUCGUGACGGGUCGGAGUCGUCUCCCUGCACCGAUCUACGUCUACCCGGACAAACAAGGGUCCGAAACAACCGAUGCGCUUCCACAGUCGUCCACGUGCUCCAGCACCCUUUAUCUACCCAACUAUCCAAGUGCGAAGGUUUGCGAGGAGAAGCUGCGUUACGCUGCGUACAACUGCGUGGCGAUCGACACCGACAUGAGCCCCUGGGAGGAGUGACCAACAAAAACCAGACGCCGAGUUCACCGCCACAUCCCCACAACCACGUCUUAGCAGUAGCUGUAUAUAAUAAAGA